GCCUCUUCAACAAAUACUGUAGUGUCUUCAGUCUUGCCUCGAUCACGUUCGUAUUGGGAUGUGAUGAAUUUGUGCCUGAGAGGGGCAGAAGCGUUUUCUCAUCCUUGUCUUCUACUUCAAGAUCACGGUAUGUUAAUCUGUUUGUAGUUGAUAUCCUCUUUUAACAUUCAAGUCCUUAACAUCAGGCCAAACUUCUGCGAGCCACCUAGCCAGAUGUGAAGCCCAACGUCUCAACUACUGUACCAGAUGGAGCUUAUGAGUUCGAAUAUGCUCAUGUCAAUAGUUUCGAAACAAAGAUUUCUACCAAUAACAUCUCAUCUAAACUCCCUCAACCAAUACAGUUUCGAGGGCCGUCCAUUUCUUUCAUGCAGUUCCGUUGCGAAACUCACCUCGCGACAGGCAUAUGUUGACUUACUUUCACUCCAAGGUGGAAUUUGUCGAAGCUCUCGCCCAACAAUUGCAGGCCAGUCCUAGCCAAUACGAGUCGUUGGCAGGAUUUCCCAAUGCACUACGGCUCUUCCGAAAAUACGAUAUCUGGCUCAUGUCCCAGUCAACGAUCAUUCCUAGAAGGAUGCGCGAAAGCACAAUCAUACCCACAACUAUUGCUACAUGCGUGUCAACAUGCCUCCAACGGGUUGGAAUCAAUAUUUCAACAACAAACGCAUCACACACGAAUCCGUGAUUUUAGAUCCGGUAACGGGCCUGAAUACUGACAGAUCGACCAACGCACCUACGAUUCUUGCUACCAAUGGCAUACUCACGUUAAUGGCGAUGGUGACCGUCGCUGCGAGGCUCUAUGUGAAAAGUGUUAUGCUCAAGACGACGGGAAGGGAUGAUUGGGUAAUCUUAGCGGCGAUGAUCUGUGGAUUGGGAACGAUGCAGUGUUUUAUUGGGGAAACGCACUACGGAUUGGGAAUGCACAUAGAUGCCGUUUCGAUUGAAGACCAACAGGAGCAACUGCACUGGCAAUUUGUAAGAAUGGAUUCAAAAUACCCCACCUAGGGCAAAGCGGAGAAUUGCUGGUACUUAUAUUUGUGUUGGAGAUCAUUGCUGACAUUUUCAUUCUAUAGUUCCAUACGCUGUUUGUCACCACUGGCAUCACGCUUGUCAAAGUAUCGAUUUCCUUUUUGUUGCUGCGCAUUGUUCCAGACAGGAAUUACAGAAUAUUCUUAUGGAGUACUAUAGGUAGGUGGUGACCCCCAAAUGAUAUGACGCAGUUGCUUACCACAAAUGUCUAGUUUUCUUGUGUCUGUUCAUAGUCAUAUGCGCCACUGUAAGCUCAUAUAAACUCCCCAUAAAACUUCACUCUUACUAAAUUUAUUAUCCAGCUAUUCAUAUUCGCGUGUCGGCCAAUUACAGCGAACUGGGACUUUUCUGUGCCUGCCCAAUGCUUUGAUUUAGGGACCUUCAAAGCCAUUGUGACUUUUCCCUCUUCCUAUAACACUUGAUAUCAAAACUAACAUGAGCCACAGGGAAUGUUCAACAGCAGUAAGCUUGACUUUUCUAAAUAGAUAUGUUCCUACUAAACAGCAGCAGUUGUCAAUAUUGUCACCGAUGUCCUCUUGGCCUGCUUGCCCAUUCCAGUGGUUUGGACUCUUCAAGUCAACAAAAGAACCAAGGUCUCCUUAAUCGUUGUUCUAAGUUUGGGAUUUGUGUAAGUUGAAGAGACUUUAUCUUCCACGUUCUAAGGCCCUUUACUUAUACUACAUAGCGUCUGUUUCUGUGCCAUCUACAAAACUGUCAUCCAAAUGACUGCCUUUGAAGACCCUGAUAGAACACGUGACGCUACCUUCUCAACCUGGUACAGCGUGGAGCUCUUCGUGGGUAUUAUCGCCGCAUCACUUCCCUCUCUACGACCGCUCUUCAAGAGCAUCCUCGAAACGUCGACGAAUCUUAUGCGUUCAGGCUCACAUAAAUUCGGGUUGUCGUCGGGGGCUAGUAGUAGUGGACAAAGUGUACGUAGACGGGCACCACCAACCUACACCAAAGAAGACGAGGCUGUAAUGGAGAAGAUUGCACGAGGGGCGGGGAUCAACGAUAUACAGAACUACAAGUUCGAGAUAAUGACGAGUGUGGAGCCGGCGUCGAAACUUAAAAGGCGGAUGAGUAGCAGUGAGUUGGAUGAGAUGUAUCCGAUCCAGGGCAUAAGGAAAACUGGUCAGUAAUACUCCGUAUUUCAUUUCUAUGUACAUGUAUAUAUUUAAUACUUAUUUUGAAACCAACUGGGACUGGAUGUACGAAGUCAGGGUGAACCGGGGAAUCAAGCUGAUGAUGGCCAUAUAGUCAAGGUUUCAGUUUCUUGAGGGAUCUGUUACUUGAGGAUUUUUUUUGUUUCGCUUUGAGGAGUUUUCCGAAAAGGUCUUCGGAAAGGGGAUGGGUUCAGGCCGGCCUGCAGUGAGUGGCACCAGUGGGACGCUACAGCACAAUACCCAACAGUACCCUAGAGUACCGACCACACGGUCCAGGUGGAGUGGGCGGUGCACGUUUGGUGGGGUGCGAACAGUACAUCACAGCACAUCGCAGCGCUUCAAAAUAUAAAUAUAAAUAUUAAUCAUUAACCACUACUCGACAUUCCCCCUCUUGCCGUGAGAACUAUUGCAUUACAUUGGGAUCGCUUAUCAAUCGCUUAAUUACUUGUAAACACAUCGGAAUCAACUGAUUCGGCUCAGCCACUGCACUGCGCUCCACCAAUCAGAAGUCGGUGGCUGGGGGCAUAGCAACCGCCCGCAUCCGGUUGCUAGGACGUCCCUCUUGUCCAAACAAUGCGCCUCAAGCGGCGCAUCUAGACCGUCAAUAUGAUUUCUUGAUUGGCUACGCCAACAGCUCUCCAAGACAAUCAGUUGGCUGGAGUGUUUACUACCUUGUACGUACAGGUCUCAAGUCCGGCCUCGACUUCCUGCAAGUAUCCGUAUCCGUAUCCAUACAGUAUCCUUCAAUUCCAAUAUCUUCAUUAUCGUGGUCGACAAGUCGAGGGUGUCGACGUCCGGAAUUCCACUCGCAUCUCUGUGUCGUGUGUAUGAGCAGUGCUCCGCCUUGAAUGCCGGCUCCCGAUUGACCAAGAUUGCACUGGAGCACAAGGUCGGAGACGAUGUAAGCGAUCGCAGCAGGUCCAUUCAUUACUACGUCAGUUCCACUUCAUUCUCGACAACUGCAAACGAUGAGGUACCACCACGUCGCCUCUCCGCGAUGGAGAUGGGUAUGGACCCUGGCACCUUCAAUCUUGCAAUUUCCCGUUGUUGUCUCCCAAUCGUUAGCAUUGCCAUAUCAUCCGACUUCCAUAUUACUAUCGCAAACGCCCUCGAAUGACAAUGGCAUCGCAUAUGCGUUUGUGCAAAAAUCUGCUUCGGAUUCUACUCAGCAGCUUGUAUCUUUCAAUAUAUCCUCACAUAUUUGGACCGCGAAUCUAUCAUUAAGUGCGGUUACUCCCAAUCUGCCGUUUACUAGUGAUGAGACUGCCGCAUUCAUACCAUCCAUAUCAUCUGCCAACGAGAUCUCCGUCUAUACUGGAUCGUGUGCAGGUCCGAACAAUGCGCAGCUAUGGCGCUUCACACCUUCGACCGAGAACGAGAUUGGCAAUGGAACUUGGGCAAGAGAGGAUACAAAGGUUCCCAGUGGCGGAGGAUUGAUAGCAGGACCUGGUUUUCUCUCCAGCGGGUUUACAUUCUCCUCUUUAGUCAACGCCAAAGCCUCUCAAUCCAAGAUCUACAACUUUGGUGGUAUGUGUCCAACGUCCGAUGCUACGGUAUCAACAUGGCAGACGGCUGCCAAUUACUCAAACGCCAUGCUUCGACUUGCUCCAACAACACCGUCGUCAGCUUCGGUCUUCUCCCUCGAACUUCUCACCAGCAGAGGUCCACCGAUCGCUGAAGCGGGCUUUACGAUUACUGGCCUUGCUCCUACCUUCUUGAAUAACUCCGGCACGUUGACACAACAAAGGAGCUAUAUACUAUUUGGAGGACAUACCAAAACUGCGUUUCUGAACACGAGUACUGUCGCGCUGUGGAAUUUGCCUGAAGAGGGCUGGAGUUUCGUUGCGGUGAAAUCGCCAGACUCUGCGAACACCGAGUUGGCUAUUAGAAGUACGGCGAAGCAAGUAGAUAGUAGAUCUGGACAUACGGCUGUGUUGACGGAAGAUGGAUCGCAGAUCAUCGUUCUUGGCGGGUGGGUGGGGAAUACUGGUCAGGCUGCUGAUCCCCAACUUGCUGUUUUGAAUAUUGGUUCCGGGUUUGGAGGGAAGGGGGAUUGGCAAUGGACAGUGCCGACUGUGCAGCCGACCUUUCCUGGGAUAUUUGGACAUGGAGCGGUGAUGUUGCCUGGAAAUGUUAUGAUGAUUUUGGGAGGGUAUAACAUUACUACUUUAACAACCGCGAAAAGAGAUGUAUCGACGUCGGGCGCAAUGUUUUUCAAUGCGACUAGUUUGCAAUGGGUAUCAUCCUAUACCAAUCCUGCAUACGUGGCUGCUCUAGCAGCAAAGGCCGAAAAUUCUGGAUCGGGAAAUUCCAAGGUAAAGACGGUUGGUCUGGGAGCAGGUUUGGGGCUUGGUUUUGCUGCAAUCAUUUUGGCAAUCGGCGUCUACUUUUGCUAUAGCCGGAAAUUGAAGAAGAAGCGAGAAGCAGAUCGCGAAAGAGAUCUGGGUGCUUUGGCAGCUCAGUCGAAUAAUGACUACAAAGAUCCAAACAAUAACAUGAUCGAGAGAGGAACGGACUUCCCUUGGUCAAAUGGAGGAUGGAAUGCCUACAACGAUCGGCAACAGGCCCUGUACGAUUCUACGAGUGCUUUGGCAGGUUAUGAAAACUUGCAUGGUGGUGGACAUGUUAUGGGGGAUAAUGGAAAAGUCGCAUCUACACCAAAGCAGAUUACAAGAAAACCUCUGCAUUCCAGAAAUACUAGAGGUACCUAUCAACUGACGCCAAAUUACGACAUGGGUAAUGGUGGAAAUCAUGGAAGGACGAACAGCCUUGGAACCGCAGGACCAAUCCAUCCUAUUUAUGAAGCAGAUGAGGAUGACCAUGCUCGCGGGCACGCUCACGGUCCAACAACGAUCGGCUUAGCGAUUGCAACAGGGGAUGGUAUAGCAACAGGCGAGAAGCGAUACUCUGAUCCUUUCAAAGAUGCUUCAACCCAGGGUCCAUCGAUUAUUCGCCAAGGUACCAAUCGAAGCGUGAGUGCUUCUGAGCUUGAAAGUCCAGCUCAAGAACGCGAGCGAGAAAUUCAGGAAUGGGUAUCGGAUUGGGCUGCAGCAGAUGCACUUCUUAAUGCUCAAACACAAACGCACUCUGGUGCUGGUCGUAUCUCACCUACUCGUCGAGCACAACUCGUCGCUGGAAGUCAUAGUGUCAGCUCGGUUUCUGGCGAGGAAGAUGGACGCACAGCAAGCAAUCUAAGCGAACGCAGUGGUGUAUCAUCCAUGUCGCGCUCCGGGUCUGGUUCCGGUCAAUCGAGAAAUAAUUCUCUUAGGGGCUUUAUCACUACGACCAUAAAUCCGUUUUCUUCGACGCCUACAGUAGAAAAUUCCACCGCGCAACAUAAUGCUCCCCAUUCAGCAGGGAGUGGAUCCAGUUUCAGCACAGCAAAAACGAGUUUUCCCACCCUCCAAGCAGAAGGAGAAACUCUUCUCCCAAGACCAGACAACAACCACGACCGCGACGACUCAUCUCCUACCAACGAACCUGGCAGUCCCUCCAAGAGAAAACUCUCCGUACGUCUCAAAAGAGGCCAGACAGGUUGGCUAGGUAGUCUCCGUCGCGCAAUCGGCGUCGAAACAACCCCCGAAGACGUCCCUCUGGAGACAAGUCGCGAACCAAGUCCCACCCACCCUGAGCCAACAUCCAACUCUGACGCCGUCCCCCGAAGAGCAGUGAGUGCUUCGGCCACUUUAUGGCGUCGCAAACAAGGGAAAAGCGACUGGGAAGACAGCAGUGAUGAGGUGCAUAUGCGUGGCGGAGAGAUGAGCACGCGAUCCAAUACUUUCACUAAUGAUACCAGUCGUGAUGCUCUUAUUUCCAACACCUCAGGCAAUCGAAAUAGUGCGUAUGACGACGACGAAGAUUGGGAUAUCGAGAAGGCGGUUGAGAAUCGGGUUGUGCAGGUUAUGUUUACGGUUCCCAAGGAGAAGUUGAGGGUUGUUAAUGGGGCCGUGGAGGAUGGGAGUGAGGUUGGUAGUAUGAAGUCUCGGGUGGGUAGUGUGAAGAGUGAGAGUGGUGGUGGUGUAGGGGUUCCAGGUGGGAAUGGGGGUGGAAAGGUUGAAAUCCCUCCUAUGACUCCAUUACUUUCUAUGGGCGAGAAUGAAAAGGGGGAUAUUCUUGUUGGGGCUUUGGGCACGGUUACUCCUGCUCCUGCUCCUGUCACGCCGACGAGGGGCGGGAGUCCCAAGGGCAAGGCGAGGGGGGCGAAGGUAGGCGAGAUUGUGGAGAAGCUUGAGAUGAUUGGGAGCCCGGCGCGGUAA
Hymenoscyphus albidus is the source of this 6445-nucleotide messenger RNA. NCBI's taxonomy places the organism in Eukaryota, Fungi, Ascomycota, Leotiomycetes, Helotiales, Helotiaceae. The record is from the annotation of a GenBank genome assembly.